This is a messenger RNA of Pungitius pungitius (ninespine stickleback), 2097 nucleotides long. Its product is annotated as opsin-5-like. Gene Ontology annotation, cellular component: plasma membrane. NCBI's taxonomy places the organism in Eukaryota, Metazoa, Chordata, Actinopteri, Perciformes, Gasterosteidae. Gene Ontology annotation, biological process: cellular response to light stimulus; phototransduction; G protein-coupled receptor signaling pathway. Gene Ontology annotation, molecular function: G protein-coupled photoreceptor activity. The transcript is spliced from 6 exons. The coding region runs from base 413 to 1765 and encodes 450 amino acids. The record is from RefSeq and is a predicted model, not a curated record.
UUUUAUUUAUGACGUGUUAUAGAGGAGCUGUGACGUUGAGGAGGCAGUGCGCAGUAAUACCAAAAUGCAACAUGUGCAUUAGGACACGUCGGGGAACUACUUUUAAAAAAAGACGCACGUUUCCUUGUGCUGGCGCUCCUAAUUGGUAAAGAAAUACAGACUAACUACACAUUAGUAUUUCUAUUGCACUACAAAUCUACAAACAACAACAAGCCACCUUGAUCAUUAUAUUGAAAUUAAACAAUAAAAAAUCAGGAGCUCUAACUCUACCUGUCUGGGAGGUGGGGCAGUAUAAAAAUAGAGGUUGUGUAUUUGCACUUCAGUGUGGUUCUUAAAUCAAGUCAAACAGUGUUUGUGACAUGAAUAUGGAUUAGUCGUUGUGUCUCCCACUCUGACCUCUGACCUCUGAACCAUGACCUGGUCCCUGCAGUGCUUUGGCCUAGAGCCAGUCCACCUGCUGCUGAGCUAUCUUUACCUGAGAUUAUCAGCAGGGAGACUUCCUGUUGUUCCUUUAGAGAGCUGCUGGUCUCACAGCAGCAACAUGUCCUUCAACUCCGUAGCCGGCGGCAACGCCCCCUGGAGGAACAGCAGUCUGCUGCUGGGGGGCGGGCGGGACCCCCCUCUGUCUGACCAGGGAGAGACCAUCAUCGGAGUGUACCUCCUGCUGCUGGGGUGGUUGUCCUGGUUUGGAAACAGCAUCGUCCUCUUCGUUCUGUACAGACAGAGAGCUAACCUGCAGCCCACCGACUACCUGACCUUUAACCUGGCCGUGUCUGACGCCAGCAUCUCCGUGUUCGGAUACUCCAGAGGCAUCAUCGAGAUCUUCAACGUCUUCCAGGGCAGCGAUUACCUCAUCUCCUCUAUCUGGACCUGCCAGGUGGACGGGUUCUUCACACUGGUGUUUGGACUCAGCAGCAUCAAUACCCUGACGGUGAUCAGCAUCACACGCUACAUCAAAGGCUGUCACCCCAACAGAGCUCGUCACAUUAGUAGAACCAGCGUGUCCAUCAGCCUGCUGCUCAUUUGGAUCACAGCUGGGUUCUGGUCUGGAGCGCCGCUGCUUGGCUGGGGGAGCUACAAAGAUCGAGGCUAUGGGACCUGUGAGAUCGACUGGGCCAAGGCCAACUAUUCUAGUGUCUACAGGUCCUACAUCAUCUCCAUCCUCAUCUUCUGCUUCUUCCUCCCGGUGCUCAUCAUGCUCUUCUGCUACGUGUCCAUCAUCAACACAGUGAAGAGGGGCAACGCCCUGUCAGCUGGGGGGGAUCUGAGCGACAGGCAGAGGAGGAUCGAAAGGGACGUCACCAUCGUCUCCAUAGUGAUCUGCACAGCCUUUAUCCUGGCCUGGUCUCCGUACGCGGUGGUCUCCAUGUGGUCCGCGUGGGGCUUCCACGUGCCCAACCUCACCAGCAUCUUCACUCGCCUCUUUGCUAAGUCCGCCAGCUUCUACAACCCCCUCAUCUACUUCGGACUCAGCUCCAAGUUCCGCAAAGACGUGGGCGUGCUGCUGCCCUGCACGCGGGACUCCAAGGACACCGUGAAGCUGAAACGCUUCAAAUCCAAGGCUGAGGCCCACGGGCGCCUCCGGGUCCCCCUCAACCGGACGGAACGCAAGUACUCACCCGGGUUCCUGCCCGCCCCGAGCCCCCCCAGGCCCGACUGUGACAGAAGGAGAACCCCCGGCACGCCGCCGCCCAUCAACAAGGAAGUGAUCCACAUGCCCCGCCCCUCUGACCCCGGGCCUGAGUUUGAAUGUGACAGACUCUGAUGGAGGGGUGUGAAUAUUUAUACAUUAUAUAUGUUUAUUAUACAAUACCAGUCAAAAGUUUGGACACACUUUCUCAUCGAAUUGAAUAAGAAAAUGUGUCCAAACUUUUUAAAUGGUACUGUAUAUUUUAUUUAAACAUAUGCCAUAUACGUAUGUAGUGGUUAUAUAUAUACAUAUAUGAUUAAUGGUAUAUAUAAUAUUAUAUAUACAUCUGACUGCGAUUGAAGACUAAAUGGGGCGUAACAAUGCAAACGUGUAUUACAUGAGAACGUGGUUUGUAUUUAAGGUGUAGGAAAAAAAAUAACAAUAAAAAGCUGAAGAAGGUGGCUGUC